AUACUACUCCCUUCCCCAUCUGCUGCGCCCUGCUCCUCUGCCGCUGCUGCUGGCUGCCUUCUUCUUCGGGCCUCCGCCUCCGCCCCCGCCUCGCCGCCGUCGCUCUCUCUCUCACACACAGACCUCCAGUAACUCGGCGUCCGUCCAGGGGAGAGGAGGGGGGAGGCGCGGGACAGGACGCGCACCCGCGCUCGCGCCGCCGGAGAGGAGACGGGGCGCGCGGAGAUCCGCACUCCGAGCAUGCGGCCCGGGGCCGCCCGCCGGUAGAUGAAAUUGAGGAACACAGCAAUAACACGAGCAAAUUCAGCCUGUCUUCCAAUGGGGGAUCGUGUUGCUGUCAAGUACAAUAGUGUCAAUGAGGGCGAGGAGCGUAAGGGAGGCCAUGGCAUUCCCAAAGUUUCCAUGGUCCCUCUCAUCUUCCUCAUAUUCUAUGAGGUUUCUGGGGGUCCCUUUGGGAUUGAGGACAGUGUCAAGGCUGCUGGGCCACUGCUAGCAAUUGCGGGUUUUCUUCUGUUUGCACUCAUAUGGAGCAUUCCAGAAGCUCUAAUCACUGCAGAGAUGGGCACUAUGUUCCCAGAGAAUGGUGGUUAUGUUGUCUGGGUCUCUUCUGCUCUUGGUCCCUUUUGGGGGUUUCAACAAGGUUGGGCGAAGUGGCUUAGUGGUGUCAUUGAUAAUGCUCUAUAUCCGGUCCUCUUUCUUGACUAUGUCAAGUCCAGUGUUCCAGCUCUUGGAGGUGGGCUACCAAGGACCUUGGCGGUGCUUAUCCUCACAGUUGCACUUACAUACAUGAACUACAGAGGUCUGACCAUAGUUGGCUGGGUGGCAGUCUUUCUUGGGGUGUUCUCCCUCCUCCCAUUCUUUGUGAUGGGAUUGAUAGCUAUUCCCCGGAUUGAACCUUCAAGGUGGCUUGAGAUGGACUUGGGGAGUGUGAAUUGGGGAUUGUAUCUGAACACACUGUUUUGGAACCUCAACUACUGGGAUUCAAUCAGUACAUUGGCUGGAGAAGUCGAGAAUCCAAAGAGGACCCUCCCGAGAGCUCUUUCUUAUGCUCUAGUUCUAGUGGUGGGGGGAUACCUGUACCCUCUGAUCACUUGUACAGCAGCAAUUCCAGUUGUUCGGGAGCACUGGUCAGAUGGGUAUUUUUCAGACAUUGCAAGGAUUCUCGGUGGUGUCUGGUUGCACUCAUGGAUUCAAGGAGCUGCUGCAUUGUCCAACAUGGGCAACUUCCUUACGGAAAUGAGCAGCGAUUCUUACCAGCUUCUUGGGAUGGCCGAGCGCGGAAUGCUCCCUGAAUUCUUUGCCAAGAGAUCUCGCUAUGGAACCCCACUGAUUGGCAUCCUGUUCUCGGCCUUUGGUGUGAUCCUGCUGUCCUGGAUGAGCUUUCAGGAGAUCGUUGCCGCUGAGAACUACCUCUACUGCUUCGGCAUGAUCCUAGAGUUCAUUGCCUUCAUCAAGCUGAGGAUGACACAUCCAGACACCUCUCGGCCCUACAAGAUCCCUCUAGGCACCAUUGGUGCUGUCCUGAUGAUCAUCCCUCCUGCUCUCCUGAUCGUGGUGGUGAUGGCCCUCGCAUCCUUCAAGGUGAUGGCAGUAAGCAUCAUGGCAAUGAUCAUCGGGUUCGUGCUGCAGCCAUGCCUGGUGUACGUGGAGAAACGGCGGUGGCUAAGGUUCUCCAUCAGCGCAGACCUGCCUGAUUUGCCAGAUUCGCACGAAGCUACCAGCGAUGAUGCCGUUCCUCUCGUCUUCUGAUCCACCUGUGCUAUAUUCUGGAGGUGUAGUUCCCAAUCGAAUCAGCCUAGGAUGAAAUGGAAUACACUGGGAUCCACGACUUGUAUCUCCUGAUGAGCUCCGAAGUUAUUUGAUCUUAGACCAUCGUGUGUAAUGCUGCAUUCCACUGUCAUCAUGGUGUUAUUGAAUUACAUGUUGGCAUCAGCUGGAAAUGUAAAGCCUGUGGUGGUAAAUGGAGCUCCUAAACAUGCAUGUUGUUUCGUGUCCUGUCGUUUAGUUUGACCUUUACUAUUGAUAGAUCCACGAUAAUGGUUUAACACGA
Molecule: messenger RNA, 2050 nt
Organism: Setaria italica (foxtail millet)
Lineage: Eukaryota; Viridiplantae; Streptophyta; Magnoliopsida; Poales; Poaceae
Product: probable polyamine transporter At1g31830
Exons: 2
Coding region: 268-1749 (493 amino acids)
Biological process (GO): transmembrane transport
Cellular component (GO): membrane
Molecular function (GO): transmembrane transporter activity
Source: RefSeq, a predicted model, not a curated record